AUGUCUAGUUCUGGGAAUUCACAACCAGCAAAGCCAAUUACAACGCUUGAAGAGCAAAUCAAGAUCUUGCACAAGCUUUUAUUAGUUGAAGAAGAAGAAGCUCGAAGAGUAAUGAAAGAUAACAACAAUGAUUUUACAAAAGCUUAUAAUCAAAUCAUGAAUUCCCAGAUUAAAUCAUUCCUUAAUGAAAACAAAUGA
Molecule: messenger RNA, 198 nt
Organism: Trichomonas vaginalis G3
Lineage: Eukaryota; Parabasalia; Trichomonadida; Trichomonadidae
Product: UBA-like family
Exons: 1
Coding region: 1-198 (65 amino acids)
Molecular function (GO): protein binding
Source: RefSeq, a predicted model, not a curated record